Molecule: messenger RNA, 9750 nt
Organism: Rhea pennata
Lineage: Eukaryota; Metazoa; Chordata; Aves; Rheiformes; Rheidae
Gene: HDAC7
Product: histone deacetylase 7
Exons: 25
Coding region: 160-3219 (1019 amino acids)
Biological process (GO): negative regulation of transcription by RNA polymerase II
Cellular component (GO): histone deacetylase complex
Molecular function (GO): histone deacetylase activity; transcription factor binding
Source: RefSeq, a predicted model, not a curated record
GGGCCCUUCUCUCAGUCCCUCCCCUUUCGCCUUCCCCUCUCUUUCUCUCUCUCUCUUCCUGAACUUUAGUGAAUCUUGAGAUAUAAAGAAAGCAGCUGCCUCCCUUAAGCAAUAUCUUGAACAAUGAGACCUCAUCUCCAAGGACUUUAAUUCCUCUGGAUGCAAGGACAAAGCCAGGCUGCUGUGAACCCGUGCACCUCUCCGCAGGUGCCUCAGACCGCCCCCAUGGACCUGCGCAUCGGACAGCGCGUCGUCAAGCCCGGCUCUGACACCACCUUCCUGGCUUUGAAGCACACUCAGCAGCUGCAGCACCAGCUCUUCCUGGCUAGCCUGCACCAGCAACAAGUGGAGCAACUCGCUCAUCAGCACGUGAGGGUACGGACACCCUGCAACCGCUUGGAUGCAGUGGUGACCAUGGAGUCCCCGCAUCGUGAAGCAGAGCCUGGGCAGCAGGAGCAGGAACUGCGGCAGAUCCUGAAUAAGGACAAGAGCAAACGAAGUGCUGUGGCCAGCACAGUGGUGAAGCAAAAACUGGCUGAGGUCAUCCUGAAGAAGCAGCAGGCAGCUUUGGAGAGGACCAGCAACCCCAACCCUUCAGGCAUGCCAUGCAGGACUCUGGAGCCUUUGGAUCCUGAGGGCCCUUCCCCUCCUGUGCUCAGCACCUUCUUGCCCCCAGUCCCCAGCACUUCUUUUGACCCCCCAGAGCAUUUUCCACUGCGGAAGACAGCAUCUGAGCCCAACCUGAAGGUGCGUUGCAAGCCGAGGAAAUGCCUUGACCGACGCAAGAACCCCCUGACUCGGAAGGAGAGUGCACCUCCUUCACUGAAGAGAAGGCCACCUGAGGCGAUCGACUCCUCCCCGAGCAGUAGCAGCACCCCUGUUUCCGGCUGCAGCUCACCCAACGACAGUCUCCCUGCAGACCACGGAGCCCUCCCCGCUGUGUCCAGCGUGGCCCAUGAGACACCCCUGGCCCAGCGCCUGAUGAUGCAGGAGAGCUCACUGGCCCAGUUUGCCCUGCAGAGUGCAGCCUCCCUUCCAGCCAUCACGCUGGGACUGCCGGCUACCACUAGCAGCAGGGGAGAGGCAGAUCGCCGCCCCCUCUCUGGCCUGGCGCACCGGGUACCUGUGCUGAACGGGCCAGUCCUCGCAGGCACGCAUUCGCCCAUGUUCAUACCAACUGGGUUAGAGCAGCAUGAGGCCGGGAACCCUUUAUCCCCUCGACUCCAGCCUGUCAUUAUCCUCGAGCCCUCUGUCACCCAUGCUCCUCUUGUGGCGGUGCCAGGUCUGGGAACGGUCCCUUUCUCCUUCGCCCCCUCGCUCAUCUCUGCAGAGCGCCUGUCACUCCCAGGCCACCAUAAACCACUGGGGAGGACCCGCUCGGAGCCCUUGCCCCAGAACCCCAAGUCCAUCCAGCAGCAACUGGUGUACCAGCAGCAUCACACCCAGUUCCUGGAGAGACUCAAGCAACAGACGCAUCUGGGCAAGCGCAUGGCUAAGUCCAGCGAGAAGCCCCGUCUGCGGCAGAUUCCCUCCUCGGAGGACAUGGAGGCAGAGGGGACACUCCCAGAGGCUGGGGGUGAGAGCAGUGACCAGACAAGGACACGCAUGGAGCCCACACGGCCAGGAGGCAGCGUGAAGGAGCCUGAGAGGACGCAGAAGAUGAUGCAAUCGCAAGAGGAGCUUGUUCUACAGCAGGCCUAUCUCUGGGAUCCCUACCAGCGCAUGCAGCAACAGCUUCUCAAGCGGCAGCCCCUGGCUGACUCCCCCAUGGUCCCAACUGUCCACGCAGGGCACAGGCCCCUUUCCAGGGCCCAGUCAUCUCCUGCCACUGCGAGUGUCUCCCUUCCUGCCCAGGAUCCAGCCUCCAAGACGCUCUCUCUGCCUGUGCAGGAACAGCCAACCAAGCCACACUUCACUACAGGGCUGGUUUAUGACUCGGUGAUGCUCAAACACCAAUGCUCCUGUGGCGACAACAGCAACCACCCAGAGCACGCAGGCAGAAUUCAGAGUAUCUGGUCCCGCCUGCAGGAGAGAGGGCUGCGCAGCCAGUGCGAGUGUCUGCGGGGACGCAAGGCCACCUUGGAAGAGCUGCAGUGCGUGCAUACCGAGCGCCACGUAUUCCUCUACGGCACCAAUCCCCUCAACCGCCUUAAACUGGACAACGGGAAGCUAGCAGGGAUCCUGUCACAGCGGAUGUUUGUCAUGCUGCCCUGUGGAGGAGUGGGGGUGGACAGUGAUACCAUCUGGAACGAACUGCAUUCCUCCAACGCUGCCCGCUGGGCCGCAGGCAGCGUCACCGAGCUGGCCUUCAAGGUGGCCACCAGGGAACUUAAGAACGGCUUUGCUGUGGUGCGUCCCCCUGGACAUCAUGCAGAUCCUUCCACCGCCAUGGGAUUUUGCUUCUUUAACUCGGUGGCCAUUGCUGCCAGGCAGCUGCAGCAGAAAGGGAAACUCAGCAAGAUUCUCAUUGUGGAUUGGGAUGUUCACCAUGGCAACGGGACACAGCAGAUCUUCUACAGAGACCCUGAUGUUCUCUACAUCUCUUUGCACCGUCAUGAUGAUGGGAACUUCUUCCCUGGUAGUGGAGCUGCCGAUGAGGUUGGCGCUGGCCCUGGUGAGGGAUUUAAUGUCAACAUAGCGUGGACUGGAGGACUCGACCCCCCCAUGGGUGACCCCGAGUAUUUGGCAGCUUUCAGGACAGUGGUGAUGCCAAUUGCACAUGAAUUUUCCCCUGAUGUGGUGCUGGUGUCGGCUGGCUUCGACGCAGCUGAUGGCCAUCCACCACCACUGGGUGGCUACAAAGUCUCUGCCAAAUGCUUUGGCUACAUGACGAAACAGCUGAUGAGUCUGGCUGGGGGAGCCAUAGUCCUCGCGCUAGAAGGUGGCCAUGACCUUACAGCCAUCUGCGAUGCAUCUGAGGCCUGUGUGUCAGCCUUGCUGGGCAACGAGCUGGAUCCUCUCCCAGAAGAAAGUAUGAGGCAGAAACCAAAUCCCAAUGCUGUACGCUCCUUGGAAACCGUGAUCCAGGUCCAGAGUAAAUAUUGGGUUGCUGUGCAGCGCUUUGCCUCCAAGCUGGGAUGCUCCUUCCUGGAGGCACAGCACCACGAAGCAGAAGAGGUGGAGACCGUCACAGCCUUGGCCUCCCUCUCAGUGGCCGUGAUGGUGGAGAAGAGGACACAGGAUGAGCCGAUGGAGGAAGAGGAACCCAUGAACCAGUGAUGAGCGGUGACGUUCUCUGCUCCCCUGCUUCCAGGAAGUGGCUGGACUCUUCUGAGCCUGGCAUUCCCUCUUCACUCCUGGCUUCCUGUUUGACACGUCAUCCUCACUUCCUGAGUCACAGUCCUGAAAUGGCCUGGACCUUUGGCUCCCACCUCUGCAUGUCGCCCAGAAAGGAUGCUCCUAUGCCCACCUGGAAGACAUCCUCCUGCUUGGGACCAGCGGAAAACCACAAACUCCCUUGGCAUGGCACAGCCUUGCAAACCUCGAUCGUGCCUGCCAUCAGUCCCCAACCUUCAGGAUCUGAAAUCCUUCUGGGGACAUAUGUGAGAGGCCUCCACUCCUCUGGCUGUGGUGGCAGCCAGAUGCAGAACUACCCUUCUCCUGGGAUCUUCCUCACCCUUGGGGAAGGGGAUGGGGAUGGGGAUGGAUGUUGUGGCUGUGCUGCAGAUGGUGAGAGCCGCCUUCAGGACUGCACCCAGAGCUUCUCUCCGGCCAGCCAAAGAUCCCUCUGAGAACAGCCCUGUGCUUUGCUCCAGAAGGGAAGGCUCUCUGUGUCUCCUCCUGAAGGCUUGCCAGCUUUCUCCAAGGUGCCCCCCUUCCUCUCCCAUAGGGCAUGAGGUGGGAGCAAGUGUGGCAGUGACAUGGGAUAAGAGCCUCGUUCUGCACAAGAAGGGUUUGGAAAGCAAUGGAUGAUGCGCAAAUCACCUUGCAGUGAGGAAGAUCAAGGGCUAGAGCGUCCGCAGUGCCCAGGAUUGCACCCAUGGGACAUCCUAACCACUAACCAGAGUAUGAACCCUCUGGUGCUGGGGCUCUGAUUUGCACUAUAUACAUAUGACAUGUGCUAAUGUGAACCUUACGUACUCUUCUUUCCAUGGGAAUUUUGGGAACAAACACCUCUUCAUGUGGACGAUAACAAGGUGCCUUGAGCCCUUUCAGCAAUCCAACCAUCUGCCGAUCUGAGGAUCUGUAUCAGUGUAAACCCCUGUGAUUUGUAAAAGCAGGGGCAGCCCAGCUGUCUUCCAAUGACCCACCUGGAGAGGGUGGCACCUGGUGCCUACUCUCCCUAUGGCUGCAUGCCCCAGUCCAGCCCCUGCACCCUACCGGGCUCCUCAUCUCAUUUGACCCCAGCCCAGCUGGGAUCAGAUCAAAUCACAUCAUCUUCUGCUUGGCACUUAUCUCCCCUAGGGAUGUCUAAAGCCCCAGCAAUACAGUGCUUGUCCCUGUCUAGACUGUCUCAGGAUGACAGAGACAGCGUCAGCCCCCCGCCCCUCCCCUAAGUGGAUGUGUCUAUCUGGUUUUGCCCUUUCCCUAUUUCAUAGUGUAGGGGGGCAUCAUCCACCUCCUGGCACUUGGCCCUGACAACCUGGUCCUUCCCUGUGUCUUCCCUUGCCCUGUGGGUUGGACUGGGCAGAGGAGCCAGCCCACAAACUCUGAUCCUGUGCUCUGCAAGGACAAAGCACUGCUCAGGUUCUGAGCAUCAUGCUGCUGUGUUGCAGCGGGGAUUGGGGAUAGCAGGAGGGAGCAAGCGGCUUGGGGACGGCACAGUGGGAGCAAGACCUCACUGGGCUUUGGAAGAGGAGAUGGACAGGGCAACAAGGUCUGAUCGAGCUCUGGAGGCUGGCCAGGCUUUGUCUGCAGGCACAAGGAGGAGAAAUUUUGUAAAAAAGUAACAAAGGAAAAAAAUAUUGGAAGAAUAAACAUUUCUUUGUCUGAAACUGCCCGUAGCUGGGGUCUAGCAGUGCCAGUCAGUGGCACAGACGUUUGGGGACAUGCUUGGUUCCUUGUAGCUAGGGGGCACACAGGAACAUCAUUCUGGCCCCAGAGCAGGACUGCCCAUACCACCCUACUUACUACUUACUACUAUUGGUAACCCUGAUGCCCUCUCUUUUGCUUCCUGGGCUCAGGUACCUGUGCUCUUCCCUGCAACAUUCAGGGUUUAUGCACAUGCAUCCCUGUUCACUGUGCCUCACACACCUUUGUGGCAGGUCUUCUCUAAACCAGGCUGAAGCGUGUUUUUUCUACCGGCGUUGCUGUCUGCACAGGUUGUUUCUCCCUCCUUGAAGCACACAGCUGUACAGGCAUGCCAGGAAGACAGUGUGUGGCCAAGUGCCACCAGUAACUCCCUUUCCCAACCUUGUACCUGAAAGCCUCCAGAGUCUGAUGAAAGGAUGCCCUGAUCCAAGGAUGGGCAUCCUCCAGAGCAGCCCCUUGCUGUGCACAAGGAGGACGGAGGAGAGGGCAUCGCAUCACAGCAGGGCAGGUUGGGUAGAAGAGGGUUAAAGAGCACCCCAAAACCCCUCUCUCCAUCUUCUCUGGCACCUGAUGUCUUCACAGCUGAUGUCCCUCAAUGCUGUGGCUCUGCCACGCUGUCCUGUCCCAUUGCCUCUCAGAUGGCCAGGGAGCUGUGGGGAGGUAAGAAUGACCUGCUGCUUCUUCAGCCUUUGGGCACUUGGGCAUUUCUAGUGUUAUUGACACAAGGGUGGUGCUAACACCCCUUUUAUUAGCAGCCACUUCCCUACAUACCCAGUCCCACCAGCUGACCUGAGCACUCCAAGCCACAGCUCCACUAAUGCUUCACCAAGCUGCACACUUUGCUCUUUAGCUUCAGUUUCCCUUUCCUGAAGUUUCCAUUUCCUGCUCAGCAGCUACCUCAUCCCUGUUUAUUCCAGGGGUUCCCAGCUGGACUCAUACCACAGAAAACACAUCUCAGAGCAAAGCAGGCUGCAAACACUGGUUACCUACAUGCACUAGUGGGUUACAGCCCACAGUGACCUGGCAUUCAGAAGGGGGCACAGGUGACCCACAGUGAAUUUCUGCAAGAAUUUUUUCCAUGUGGCCCCAUGAGUCCCUAAGUCAACCAGAAGAAAGCCAAACUGCAAAAUUUAAGGAGUGUUUUUACCUUAGUUUCACCAGGAAAAUGCAAUUGUGUGAGUUUAACUAUGAAACCAGUACUACCUUAAAGCAGAGGGAAAUGCCACAAAUGGUCUCUUUGCUCACUUUUACAAUAUUUAGCCUUUUAUUUAACAUUUUUGUGGCUUCUCUGCAUCUACCAGGGCUUGAAACCAAAGGGGAAAAAAAACUGUGAUUAAUUUCAUGAAUUCACGUGCUCUAGGUGACCCUGCUUAAGCAGGGGAGUUGAACUAGGUGAUCUCCAGAGGUCUCUUCCAAUCUCAACCAUUCUGUGAUUCUGUGAGAUUCAAGAGCUGGAUCUUUACAGACACCAUCCAGGCAGGUCUGGCUAAAAGGACCCUGCAAGACCUUCAUGAGCUUCACCUAGCUCGAAGGUCCUGGGCCUGAGUGGGUAGCAGUAAAGCCAUUCAGCUUGCACACCCCAUUUAUGGAGGGCUGAUACUGUUACUCCAAAUUGAAGUCAAAAUGCUAAGCAGCCUCUCUGGAUUGCUCUCUCCUAUUGCAUUGUCUUCACUGUGGCUGACAGAAGAAGAUAGCCUAGCAGAGGACUAUGUGCUAAAUGACUCAUGCUAAGCAAUGAUAAAUCUGCCAACCACAUUCAAUUGUUUGUGGUUUCAAACUCUUUGCUGCAAAGACAGGGCCAAAUAGUGAGGUAAAAUGCGGGCAUUUGUGCAAGCUGUUGGCAUGUGUCCAGCCUUCCUGGGUAAGCUAAGCCUGGGGAAAACCCCUGUGGAGCCAUCUCCUCUGGGUCUGAACUGACUAGUAGGUGACAGGCUCCCUGCCUAUCCUCUACUGUCUCAUCAGAGGGGUUAGUCAGCACUCACCCUCAUUUGAGCCUUUUAAGGACCACUGUGGUGAUCAAAAAUGAAUUACAACAUGGCCAGCUGGUUUCCCUAAAGCCAAACCCAUGUCUUAGUGUCAUCAGGCUUACAGACGAGUCUGGAGGCAGAAACCCCAAAGUUAGCACAUUUUUCUUUAGCAGGCGUCAUAUUCUUUCUUGAACAAAAUCCCCCUCCCCCAGGGGCAUUUCUCAACAUCCUCAGCCGCUCCCCGAAUACCCCUUUCAGAGAUGUCCUCCAAGUCCCAUGCAGAAGCUGGAGAAGGCAGUGGGAGGCUGUGGCUGGAAGUUGUGCCAUGGUAGUGCAGCUCUGCAGGUGCUGAAGCCCAGGUCUGCUGGAGUCAGAUGGCUGGGUACAUUGGUACUUGGAUGCUCCUACCUCUCUCUUCCUGGUUAGGAUGGAGGGAGCUCACUCGCUGAGUUCAGACUUGCCUGAUUUUAAUGACUGAAUUUGAGGCAGAGGAGUGCCAACAUGAGGUCUGACACUGGAGCACCCACCAGAUAUCUCUGGCUCUAAGGGGCUAUUGACCUCCAUUCAGACACGUCAUACAACCAUUCUCAUUGCUGCAUCCAUGAGUCCGAGACAAGCCCACUCUUGCCUGUUCUAUGUGAACAAAGAAUGACACACUGAGACCUCCAGAAUGGGCACAAAGUACCACAAAAUUCAUUCGCACUUUCCUCUGGGAUGAGUAAGUUUGUUGGGGUGGAAAAAAACCAUGUGAAGAUGUGGCAGUGAGCUAAGCACAGAGGUAACAGUCCUUAGCCUAACACCGUGCUGGGGUGGCCAUCCUGAGGGGAUGGGAUUUGUUGGGAGUUUCUUUCCCCACCAAACUUCUGCAAGAUCUACCACUGGAUUCAUCACCCCACCCUCGAAAAGCACCCUGCCCAGCACCCAGCCACCCACACUGGAGAGCGGCUGGUGGGUCACUGCUCCAUUCACCAAAGAGCAGAGCCACCUGGAGUGCAAGAAGCAGCACCAUAAACACAGGAUGCAUUUGUGGAAAAUCUUUGCUACUCUUUCCUCUGCCAUUUACUGUUUGUCCCCUGGUUUGGUUUGCAUGGUGAUAAUUGCAGUCAUAGCACUCCAUGCCACCCCCUCCACCCCUCAACUUUGGGUGCUAGCUUGCCCUUUUCACAUGCAGCGUCAGUCAGUAUCUUAUCCCUCAGCCUCACAAGCUCAAUCCACCUGUAGCUUAGAUCAGUAUUUCACUUAGAUCAACUGACUCCUGGCUAAAAACCUCAUCUACCAAUGUUUCAGUAGGAGAAGCUUCUCCUGACUCUUCCCCACCACAGAGUACAUCCAGGGUAGAGAUGGGGCUGAGCAACCCUGUAGUUAACAGUGUCAAAAGCUUAGAUCCUUUUAUGACUGCUUUGAAAAUGAUGUUUGCAUCUCACCUCCAAGGAGUUUCUGGCAGGUUUCUACUUCUGCUGUAGUUGAAUAUAUUCCUUUACUGGGCAGGGGGGGUGGAGAGGUUGUGCAGCUCGAACAUAUUAACCUGAAAAAUCUUUUGUUGUUCUCCCUUAUCCUGGUUUGACAUGAGAUUGCCCAGUGAUUACGGAUGUGACUUCCACUUUGGUGAGAAUAUUCCUUUUUUGCCUUCUGCUAGCUUCUUUUGCCUUGUAUUUAGCCACACAACUUGCCUGUGACUUUUCCAAGUCUUUUUUUGAUUCUGUUUGUUGAAUCAGGAGCUGUUCUCUUACCUGCCCAGAGGCGCGGUGGGGACAUCACUGGUCCCUUCUACUUUCUGUUCCUAUUUCCAUAUUCUUUCCUGAUUUCUGGAAAUGUGGUGUUUGCAUGAUGCCCAUCAGGUGUAUGCUGGUCAUGGGUGGGUGGCAAGACUACUCAUCUCGCAGCAUGACUCUCCAUCUCAUCCAGCAUGACCACCUGGUAGGUAGGGCACUCCCUAAGGUGCUAAUCGUUGCCCCAGUAAUUCGAACAGGAGGCCUCAUUGCACUGAGAGUGGCCACAAGCGUCCCUCUCCUAAGGGUGCAUGUGGAUCACGCGGCUGAGAUGACAGUGGGCACAUGCAGCAGCCCUGCCCUGACCUGAGGACAUGACGAGUCACAAGGAUGAGGCAGAUGGGCUCCUGGGCACAGAGCCUGAGUCAACAUCUGAGUGGGAACGUAGAGCUGCUUUCAACACCAUGAAGAUCUUAAGGAGGAGACCACAGACCCAUCUCUAAAUUGGUCCCUCUGUGCUCUAAAUACUGUCUUUUCUUCCCACUUUCAGUUUCUUCAGCAACAACAAAUAUUAGAAUGAUUGUGUGCAUUAAAAAAACCCAAGAUCUUGGUUAAAAUUAUCAUUCUUUCUUUAGGGAUGACGUUUCUGUCAUUUUGAGAUAAUUUAAUAUAGUGAUUUAAAAACAAAAUCUCAACGAAGUGUUACUUUUGAAAUAAUUUUUAGAAGAUAUUUUACCUUUUUUAUAUAAGGGUUGGAAGCCUGAAGUUCCACUUAGGAAAGAGGUAUUCUCCUUUAUUUUUCAAGCGUAUUUUAUUUUUGAAAGAAAAUUUAUAUUUCUAAAAGUGGUUUCAUUUUUCAUUUGUAAAAUAGUUCCUUAAACAUGGUUAACAAAGCCAUCCAUGGCGUAUUUUUAAGGGAAUUUUUAUUUUUUUAAGAGCAUUUAGAUCUUUUUAAAGACUGCUGUCAGCUCCCUUGAGCAGGGUAUCCACUCAUGUUGUACAUAAAAACUAAAGAUUUUGUAGAAAAAUGUAGUUUCAGUCUUACUGUAGAGCUUGUUGUUGGAUUCUCUGGUGUGUAAUAAAAGCGUGAACACUAACUGAAA